Messenger RNA from Phycodurus eques (leafy seadragon), 886 nucleotides. RefSeq names its product trypsin-like. The coding region runs from base 12 to 749 and encodes 245 amino acids. Gene Ontology annotation, biological process: proteolysis. NCBI's taxonomy places the organism in Eukaryota, Metazoa, Chordata, Actinopteri, Syngnathiformes, Syngnathidae. Gene Ontology annotation, molecular function: serine-type endopeptidase activity. The record is from RefSeq and is a predicted model, not a curated record. The transcript has 5 exons.
CACACGUUACCAUGAAGGCCCUGAUUCUGCUGGCUUUGCUCGGAGCAGCAUUUGUUGCUGCCGAGCAGGACGAUAAGAUCGUCGGGGGCUACGAGUGCCCCCGUCACUCGGUCCCCUAUCAAGUGUCGCUCAACGCCGGCUACCACUUCUGCGGAGGCUCCCUCAUUUCCAGCCAGUGGGUGGUCUCUGCCGCCCACUGCUACAAGUCUCGCAUUCAGGUGCGUCUGGGCGAGCACAACAUCGCAGCCAACGAAGGCACGGAGCAGUGGAUCGACUCGGCCGUGCUGGUCAAGCACCCGCAGUACAACAGCCACAACCUGGACAACGACAUCAUGCUGCUCAAGCUGAGCCGCCCGGCCGCCCUCAACAACUAUGUUCGCACCGUGCCGCUGCCCUCGCGCUGCACCUUCGCCGACGAGAACUGCCUGGUGUCCGGCUGGGGCAACAUGGCUGCCAACGGCAACAACUUCCCCGACAGGCUUCAGUGUUUGAGGCAGCCCAUCAUUGACGACAGGAUCUGCCAGAACGCUUACCCGCAUCUCUUCACCCAGAACAUGCUCUGCUCCGGUUUCAUGCACGGCGGCGCCAGCAGCUGCCAGGGAGACUCCGGCGGUCCUCUGGUGUGCAACGGUGAGCUGCAGGGUGUGGUCUCCUGGGGCUACGACUGCGCCAUGAAGGGUCACCCCAGCGUGUACGCCCGCGUGUGUCGCUACAACAGCUGGAUCAACAACGUCAUGAGGAGCUACUGAGUCAUAGACCAGUAACCAGUUUUGUCAAUAAACAUUACCAUGUCAAAUAUUUGCUUUCCAGUUGUUUUCAAUAGGCCCCCAAAAUUGAGAAAAUAUGGUUUUGUGAGUUUUAGCUACAUUUUAUUAGGACUGUGAGA